This is a messenger RNA of Adineta ricciae, 990 nucleotides long. Lineage: Eukaryota; Metazoa; Rotifera; Eurotatoria; Adinetida; Adinetidae. The record is from the annotation of a GenBank genome assembly.
AUGCGAACAUUUUGGUAUUAUGAGACGGAUUCAACAGAAAUGGCUAAUAAUUGGUUACCUUUUUCUGAUAUUGGAUGUGAAAUUCUUGAAGAAGCAUUUAAAACGAAAGACGAAGAAAUUGAACUUGAUGAUUAUGUGGUAAAUUUGAAGGAAAAUAUUUUAAUAAAAAAAGAAAAUAAAUCAAAACAAUAUCGAAUAAAACGUGUCGAAAAUGUUUCAAGAACUGAAAUGAUACGACAUGGUCGAUUUUGUGAUUAUGAACCAUUAACAAAUCGUUCGUUCAAAGAAAGUGAUAAUAAAGGUGAUUAUCGUGGUUUUAUUUGGAGUUGGUACGAAAAACAGAAUGAAUCUGGUGUAGUGAGUCUACCGACUAUCAUCGAAAAAGCUGCUGUUGGAAUACAAAUUGAAGGUAAAUUAUGUAGGAAGUCACAUGAAGCUAAUUGGUUAACAAAUCGGUUAUUACAAGUAAAACAUCAAAAAGAAGAUAUAGUUGGAAAAUGCUGUAUUAUGUUAUAUACACGCGAAUGUUUUCUCUAUUCAACGAUUAAUCUUGCUUUGCGAGCUGAUGAUCAAACAAAAUUCGAUACUUUAGGUCCAUUUUGCUAUUUAUUGAAGUUUGUUGGACUUUUGACUUUGUAUCCAGACUAUAUGUAUGAACAAAUUGUUUAUCGAAGUAUGAAUUUGAAUUUGGAUCAAAUCGAACAGUAUAAAAAAGCUGCUAUUGAUGGAGACUUAAAACAAUGGUUAUGUUUCUCAUCAACAACGAAAAGUCGUCGGGUAGCGAAAUUUUAUGGUGGAAAUUCCUUAUUUAUCAUUGAAUUACCUAUUAAUGAAUACUCUUUUGGCAUUGACAUAUCAAAAUUUUCAAUUAUUCCCGAAGAAGAAGAAGUUUUAUUGCCAACUCAAAUAUGCUUUCGCGUAAAAAAAGUUGAUUAUGAUGAAAGCAAAAAAAUGCAUAUUAUUCAUUUGAAUAUGAAUAUGUAUUCUUGA